This is a messenger RNA of Echinops telfairi (small Madagascar hedgehog), 3195 nucleotides long. RefSeq names its product adaptor related protein complex 2 subunit alpha 2 (gene AP2A2). Lineage: Eukaryota; Metazoa; Chordata; Mammalia; Afrosoricida; Tenrecidae. Gene Ontology annotation, cellular component: AP-2 adaptor complex; membrane coat. Gene Ontology annotation, biological process: intracellular protein transport; clathrin-dependent endocytosis. Gene Ontology annotation, molecular function: clathrin-cargo adaptor activity. The record is from RefSeq and is a predicted model, not a curated record. The transcript is spliced from 21 exons. Bases 162 to 2756 code for a protein of 864 amino acids.
GCAAAAGCAAAGAAGCAGAAAUAAAGAGGAUCAAUAAGGAGCUAGCAAACAUUCGAUCGAAAUUUAAAGGUGACAAGGCUCUCGAUGGCUAUAGCAAAAAGAAGUACGUGUGCAAGCUGCUCUUCAUCUUCCUGCUGGGCCACGACAUUGACUUUGGGCACAUGGAGGCCGUGAACCUGCUCAGCUCCAACCGAUACACGGAGAAGCAGAUCGGCUACCUGUUCAUCUCGGUGCUGGUGAACUCUAACUCGGAGCUGAUCCGGCUCAUCAACAACGCCAUCAAGAAUGACCUGGCCAGCCGCAACCCCACCUUCAUGGGCCUGGCGCUGCACUGCAUCGCCAACGUGGGCAGCCGUGAGAUGGCCGAGGCCUUCGCCGGGGAGAUCCCCAAGAUCCUCGUGGCGGGGGACACCAUGGACAGUGUGAAGCAGAGCGCCGCCCUGUGUCUGCUGCGCCUGUACCGAACAUCUCCCGACCUCGUGCCCAUGGGCGACUGGACGUCCCGAGUGGUGCACCUCCUCAACGACCAGCACCUCGGUGUAGUGACAGCGGCCACAAGUCUGAUCACCACGUUAGCCCAGAAGAACCCAGAAGAGUUUAAAACCUCGGUCUCCUUGGCUGUCUCUCGACUGAGCAGGAUCGUGACCUCGGCGUCCACAGACCUCCAGGACUACACCUACUACUUUGUCCCGGCCCCCUGGCUCUCGGUGAAGCUCCUGCGCCUGCUGCAGUGCUACCCGCCCCCAGAAGAACCCGCAGUGCGGGGCCGCCUGACGGAGUGCCUGGAGACGAUCCUCAACAAGGCCCAGGAGCCACCCAAGUCCAAGAAGGUGCAGCAUUCCAACGCCAGGAACGCGGUGCUCUUCGAGGCCAUCAGCCUGAUCAUCCACCACGACAGCGAGCCCAACCUGCUCGUCCGUGCCUGCAACCAGCUGGGCCAGUUCCUGCAACACCGCGAGACCAACCUGCGCUACCUGGCGCUGGAGAGCAUGUGCACGCUGGCCAGCUCCGAGUUCUCCCACGAGGCCGUCAAGACGCACAUCGAGACGGUCAUCAACGCCCUCAAGACGGAGCGGGACGUGAGCGUGCGGCAGCGGGCGGUGGACCUGCUCUACGCCAUGUGCGACCGUAGCAACGCGCAGCAGAUCGUAGCAGAGAUGCUGAGCUACCUGGAGACAGCUGACUACUCCAUCCGUGAAGAGAUUGUGCUCAAGGUGGCCAUCCUGGCCGAGAAGUACGCCGUGGACUACACGUGGUACGUGGACACCAUCCUCAACCUGAUCCGCAUCGCGGGCGACUACGUCAGUGAGGAGGUGUGGUACCGUGUCAUCCAGAUAGUCAUUAACAGAGACGACGUGCAGGGCUAUGCGGCCAAGACCGUAUUUGAGGCCCUGCAAGCGCCCGCGUGCCACGAGAAUCUGGUCAAAGUAGGCGGCUACAUCUUAGGGGAGUUUGGAAACUUGAUCGCCGGGGACCCCAGAUCCAGCCCCCUGAUCCAGUUCAGCCUGCUCCACUCCAAGUUCCACCUGUGCAGCGUGCCCACCCGGGCGCUCCUCCUGUCCACCUACAUCAAGUUCGUGAACCUCUUCCCAGAGGUGAAGUCCACCAUCCAGGACGUGCUGCGCAGCGACAGCCAGCUGCGCAACGCCGACGUGGAGCUGCAGCAGCGCGCCGUCGAGUACCUGCGGCUCAGCACCAUCGCCAGCACCGACAUCCUGGCCACGGUCCUGGAGGAGAUGCCCGCCUUCCCCGAGCGCGAGUCCUCCAUCCUGGCGAAGCUCAAGAAGAAGAAGGGCCCGAGCAGCGUGACGGGGCUAGAGGAGGCCCAGCGGGACCGCAGCGCCGGCGUGAACGGGGGCACCGAGCCGGCCCCCGCCAGCACCAGCGCGGCGUCCACCCCUUCGCCAUCGGCUGACCUCCUGGGGCUCGGGGCUGUGCCCCCCGCCCCUGCUGCCCCCGCCUCCUCCUCAGCUGGUGGGGGGCUGCUCGUGGACGUGUUCUCGGACUCCGCUUCCGCGGUGGCACCUCUCGCUCCCGGCUCCGAAGAUAACUUCGCCAGGUUUGUCUGCAAAAACAACGGGGUGCUCUUUGAGAAUCAGCUGCUGCAGAUUGGACUGAAGUCGGAGUUCCGGCAGAACCUGGGUCGGAUGUUUAUAUUUUAUGGAAACAAGACCUCCACACAGUUCCUAAAUUUUACCCCAACGCUCAUCUGUUCGGAUGGCCUGCAGUCCAACCUGACCCUGCAGACCAAGCCUGUGGACCCCACCGUGGACGGGGGUGCGCAGGUGCAGCAGGUGGUCAACAUCGAGUGUCUAGCCGACUUCGCUGAAGCGCCGGUGCUCAACACUCAGUUCAGGUAUGGAGGGACCUUCCAGAACGUGUCCGUGAAACUGCCCAUCACACUCAACAAGUUUUUCCAGCCCACGGAGAUGGCAUCUCAGGAUUUCUUCCAACGGUGGAAGCAGCUGAGCAAUCCACAGCAGGAGGUGCAGAACAUCUUCAAAGCCAAGCACCCGAUGGACACAGAGAUCACCAAAGCCAAGAUUAUCGGGUUUGGCCCUGCACUCCUUGAAGAGGUUGACCCUAACCCUGCUAACUUUGUGGGCGCUGGCAUCAUCCACACCAAGACCACCCAGAUCGGCUGCCUGCUGCGCCUUGAGCCCAACCUGCAGGCUCAGAUGUACCGGCUCACCGUGCGGACCAGCAAGGACACCGUCUCCCAGCGGCUGUGUGAGCUGCUCUCGGAGCAGUUCUAGGCUGGGUGCAGCCAGCUUGCCUUGUGUCUCCACCUGACCUUGCAAAGCCCCGGCCCCUCCCACCCCUCUCCAGCCCUGUCCCAGCCGAGGAUGGACGGACAGCUGUGGGUCCGGGAAGAGAGCGACAGGGCGCCCGGCAUCCUGGGCUGUGCAGGCAGCAGGCCGGCUGCAUGCCUGACAAAGCUGCACAUUAAAGGAAACCCGACUGUGACUGGCCUGGACUCUGUCCACUGUGUCCUGGAGCCGCCCUGCUCUGUGGGGCUGGCGGGGCUGCUGGGGCCCAGGAGCGGGAGUGGGGCCCUGUGUGGCCGCGGAUGGGGCAGGUUGUAAAGUCUUUACAUUAGAGAUGUAUGUGUUUGUAAUGACUGUCAACAAAACUGUGUGUCCUGACCAGACUGACAUCCACCAUUCCUCUCUCCAAUACCAGUGUCUGAAGGGG